This is a messenger RNA of Calypte anna (Anna's hummingbird), 2114 nucleotides long. RefSeq names its product retinoic acid receptor alpha (gene RARA). The transcript is spliced from 9 exons. Gene Ontology annotation, molecular function: nuclear glucocorticoid receptor binding; RNA polymerase II cis-regulatory region sequence-specific DNA binding; zinc ion binding. The record is from RefSeq and is a predicted model, not a curated record. The coding region runs from base 210 to 1592 and encodes 460 amino acids. Gene Ontology annotation, biological process: cellular response to corticotropin-releasing hormone stimulus; retinoic acid receptor signaling pathway; regulation of transcription by RNA polymerase II. Lineage: Eukaryota; Metazoa; Chordata; Aves; Apodiformes; Trochilidae. Gene Ontology annotation, cellular component: nucleus; transcription regulator complex.
CCCCAAACCCCCCCCGCCACUGCUCGCCGCCGCCAUGCAGCCGCCCCCGGGAGCUUCCCGGUGCUAAGGAUUUGGGUGUGAAGUCGCCGCCGUGAUCAAGCGGUGCAGCAUCCAGCGAGGACAGCAGCGGGGCUCCCGCAGGCCCCAUGCUCUGCUCAGCCCCCGUGCCCCACGCCUGAGAGCCCCCUCCUGCACUGGAGACCCCCGCCAUGGCCAGCAACAGCAGCUCCUGCCCAACGCCUGGAGGGGGGCACCUCAAUGGCUAUCCCGUGCCCCCCUACGCCUUCUUCUUCCCCCACAUGCUGGGAGGACUUUCACCACCCAGCACCCUGGCUGGCAUCCAGCACCAACUGCCUGUCAGUGGAUACAGCACCCCCUCACCUGCCACCGUGGAAACGCAGAGCACCAGCUCGGAGGAGAUCGUGCCCAGCCCCCCGUCACCCCCACCCCUGCCCCGCAUCUACAAGCCCUGCUUCGUCUGCCAGGACAAGUCCUCUGGGUACCACUACGGAGUCAGCGCCUGCGAGGGCUGCAAGGGCUUCUUCCGCCGCAGCAUCCAGAAGAACAUGGUGUACACGUGCCACCGGGACAAGAACUGCAUCAUCAACAAGGUGACACGCAACCGGUGCCAGUACUGCCGCCUCCAGAAGUGCUUUGAAGUCGGCAUGUCCAAGGAGUCCGUCCGCAAUGACCGGAACAAGAAGAAGAAGGAUGUGCCCAAGCCGGAGUGCUCGGAGAGCUACAUCAUCACACCGGAGGUGGAGGAGCUCAUCGAGAAGGUGCGCAAAGCCCACCAGGAGACCUUCCCUGCCCUCUGCCAGCUCGGCAAAUACACUACGAACAACAGCUCGGAGCAGCGGGUCUCCCUGGACAUUGACCUGUGGGACAAGUUCAGUGAGCUGUCCACCAAAUGCAUCAUCAAGACGGUGGAGUUUGCCAAGCAGCUCCCCGGCUUCACCACGCUCACCAUCGCCGACCAGAUCACCCUCCUCAAAGCCGCCUGCCUCGACAUCCUGAUCCUGCGGAUCUGCACGCGCUACACGCCGGAGCAGGACACCAUGACCUUCUCGGAUGGGCUGACACUGAACCGCACGCAGAUGCACAACGCGGGGUUCGGGCCCCUCACAGACUUGGUCUUCGCCUUCGCCAAUCAGCUGCUGCCGCUGGAGAUGGACGAUGCUGAGACGGGGCUGCUCAGUGCCAUCUGCCUCAUCUGUGGAGACCGCCAGGACCUCGAGCAGCCCGACAGAGUGGACAAGCUACAGGAGCCUCUGCUGGAGGCGUUGAAGAUCUAUGUGAGGAAGAGGAGGCCCAACAAGCCACACAUGUUCCCCAAGAUGCUCAUGAAGAUCACGGAUCUCCGCAGCAUCAGUGCCAAGGGUGCUGAGCGGGUGAUCACACUGAAGAUGGAGAUCCCGGGAUCGAUGCCGCCCCUCAUCCAGGAGAUGCUGGAGAACUCGGAGGGCAUGGACACACUUGGGGGGCAGCCGGGCGGCCCCCGGGCGGGCAGCCUUGGUCCCCCCCCGGGCAGCUGCAGCCCCAGCCUUUCCCCCAGCUCCAACCGCAGCAGCCCGGCCACGCACUCACCGUGACCUGCGCCCGGCGCGCACCAGGACAGAGCCCGGCACGCCGGCAAACAGGGGGAGGACCCUUUGCCUCGGCCCUGGCUGCAGCCCCCUCUGGGGUAGACUCUCAGCAGCCCCCCUGCUGGCACAGCCCUGGGACCCCCCCCUGCUGGAGCGGACCCCACAGGGAGCCCCACAGCCCCCGGCCCCUGCAGCCCCGGGCGAAGCGCGUUGGUUGAGUCACAUUUCAGGGGCGUGGGGACCCUUGGCCGCGUCCCCGGGGACACCCCGGCCCCACCAGCACCAGCACACACGGGAUUGCGACCACCGAGCCCCCCCACCCCAGCCCCAUCCCGGCUGUCCAGCGGGGAGGACCCAGCCAGACCCCGCACGCUGAGGAAGCAGAGUCAUUUAAGAGAGAGAAGAAAGCAAAGUAUAUAUAUAUAAAUAUCUAUAAAUAUCUAUAAAUACGUUUUAAAACCUUUGUAAAAGUUUGGAGGGGUUUUUAGGCCUGUGCAGGUGGAGGGGGCACAGUGGGCGCUGCCGGGG